Messenger RNA from Panicum virgatum (switchgrass), 1593 nucleotides. Its product is annotated as WAT1-related protein At5g64700-like. The record is from RefSeq and is a predicted model, not a curated record. Bases 267 to 1427 code for a protein of 386 amino acids. The transcript has 6 exons. Gene Ontology annotation, cellular component: plasma membrane. Gene Ontology annotation, molecular function: transmembrane transporter activity. NCBI's taxonomy places the organism in Eukaryota, Viridiplantae, Streptophyta, Magnoliopsida, Poales, Poaceae.
UGACAGCUUUUUCUCCUUUCUACGAAUAGACGAAAGAAGCACACUGAUAUGUACCACUGCACCUAAAUGUCUGGCCUGUUAUAUCAGGUUGUAUUAUUCAGAGUUGCCAUGCAUCUGAGCUCACAUAGUAUCUGACAGGACUUGCUUCUGGUAUCUAAUUGGAAGGUAGCACAGCUCAUCCUUUGUUUUUCUUCCAUCUUAGAGAUCUCGCUAGCUACUAGCCACACGUGAUACACAGCAUCUGUUGAGAGCGGGAAUCCGUGGAGAUGGAGGCAAAGAAGCCUUACGUGAUCGCCGUCGUCAUACAGCUUAUCUACGCCGGCAUGUUCGUCGUCUCCAAGGCUGCCUUCGACCAUGGGAUGAACACCUUCGUCUUCAUCUUCUACAGAAUGGUCGCCGCGUCGCUCCUCCUGGUCCCUAUUGCGAUUACCCUCGAAAGGAAGAACGUGCGGUCCAUGUCCCUGUGCCUGCUCCUGAAGCUCUUCUUCUAUGCCUUGAUCGGGAAUACAUUUAGCUUGAACCUGUACAAUGUAAGCAUGAAGUUCACAUCGGCGACGGUGGCAUCUGCAUCCAGCAACUCCAUGCCCGUCAUCGCCUUCUGCUUGGCGCUGCUGCUGAGGAUGGAGGUGGUGAGGUUGACGAGCCUUUCCGGCAAGGCCAAGGUCGCCGGCGUAGCGCUCUGCCUCGCCGGCGUCUUCGUCCUCGCCUUCUACGCCGGGCCGGCGCUGAGCCCGGUGAAUCCCCACCGCGCCUUCGCCGCCGCCCAGGCCUCCAACAGCAAUGUUCCGAGCAGGAUGACGUGGAUCAAAGGAACGUUCCUCAUGGUCCUCGCCAACGUCACAUGGGCCCUCUGGAUCGUCCUGCAGUCUGCACUACUCAAAGAGUACCCCAAUAAGAUGCUUGUUACGGUGACACAAUGUGUGUUUAGCACAGUGCAGUCGUUCGUCGUUGCAGUGGUGGCUGAGAAGGAUUUCUCCAAGUGGAAUCUCCGGCUGGACAUCAGCUUGAUCGCCAUUUUUUACACAGGUUUUGUGGUGACGGGGGUGUCCUACUACCUACAAGCGUGGUGUAUGGAGAUGAAAGGCCCAGUGUUUCUAGCAAUGUGGAACCCACUCUGCUUCGUCAUCACAAUAUUCUGCUCCUCUUUCUUUUUGGGAGAGAUUGUCCACCUUGGCAGCAUUGUGGGUGGAGCUCUGCUGGUUGGCGGGCUCUACUGCGUGCUGUGGGCUAAAAGCAGGGAGACCAAGAUCGACUUGAUGAGUAGCAUGGCGAAGAUGAUCGAUGGAACGCAAGAAGAUGAGGGACACAAGAAGAAGUCACGGGACCAGGACGGGGGCAACAACAACAAAGUGAAAGAGGAACCAACACCGACGUUGGGGGUUGAACAGGCGAGAUUAGGAUUCAGUCAAUCAAGGGCUAACUCUUGAUCGAUCGAUCGACCGACGUCUGCAUGUGUAUAGAUUUAUCAAGAAUAUGGGCAUAUAAUUGUUAACUGAAUCAUCGGCGCCAAACUAGCUCAGUGCAUCACGAGUUUGUGUGAUUGUAAACUGACCAGCUGCAUGAUUACAUGAGUAUUCCCCUACCUUGCUAUAA